CACGCCGCGCACCCCGCGCCUAGAAGAAGUGCGUCAGCGAAAAUGGCCGUGGCACAUUUUUGUACGCGUUCUGAUGCUACAGCCGCCCACGCGGCGAUAUCCACGGCGGUGUAGGUGAUCGACGCUCUCGCAUUUUUCUCAUUUCUCCACUACCUGUCUUUCUGACGAGUCGGCCGCGCGCGUCUGCGACCAGCACUUCGGCCACCCCAGCAUGUUGGUGUCACUGAGCGUGGGUUUGCUGCUGGCGCUGCUGCCGGCGACGAGGGCCUGGGACUUCAACGGCGUGGUGCCCCAGGACGCCCCCGUCGUCAGCGUGGCCGUCUGGGAGAACCGCGCCUUCCUCGCCGUGCCGCGCGUUUGGCGCGACCCCCGCGAUGCCCUGGACAAGAGCCUGGGGCGGGAGUGGGGCCGAGGGCGCGGCCGAGCGAAGGGGAGGCGAGGCAGCUCCUCCGGUUCGCUGACGUUCAUCCACGACGGCCCCACGCUCCUGGAGGCGCCCUGGCCGGAGCCCCGCGACGUGGCCGUCAACGCGACGGGCAGGGCGAGCAGCUGGAUGCGGAGCAGGAGGCUGGCCGCGGUGCGCGCCUUCCCGCGCCUCGAGGAGCAGGCUGUGGGUGACCGCGCCAGGCUGCAGUCGGUGACCGCCGUCGCGGUGGAGUCCGGCCGCGGCGCGGCGCGCCUCUGGGUGCUGGACAGCGGCGAGGAGCCCUCCAACUCGCUGGCGCGCUGCUCGCCCAAGAUCGUCGUCUUCAACCUGCGAGGCAACAACCAGAAGGUGUGGCUGCGCCAGUUCGACGGCCUGCCCCCCGGUGCGGUGUCCGGGCUAGCCGUCGACCCCACGGCCUCGGACACGCGCGCCUACGUCGGCCACCCGGACGUCGGCGGCGGCGGCACCAUCAUCGUGCUCAGCUGGAAGGGGAAAUCGUUCUGGAAGCUUCGGCUGAACGGAAUGGAGGCAGGGCCGCAGCCCCAGCCGCCGCGGGCCCCGAGGCGCCGUGCGCCAGUGAAGUGCGGCCCGCCGCCCUGCUGGGACAUCGCGUUUAUGCAGACGGCCAAGAGGACGCCCAGGAUGGUCAUCAUGCCGCGGGACGCGCAGGGCAUCUUCGACGUGGCCCUCGGCGCCCUGCGCGGCCCCGCCCCGGACGCGGAGCACAGGAACGACGCGCUCGUGGCCGCGGCGGAGCUCGGCGUGCGGCGGCUCGCCCGGAAGCCCACACCCUGCCCGUCGUGCGGUCUGCUGGGGGAGCCCUCUGGCGGGCUGCUGUACUUCCUGAUCGGCGCGGACGGCGGCGGCGUGGUGCGCUGGGACCCUCGGCGGGGCGCGGGCGAGCGCGGGCACUCCGUCAUCUACAGCGACAACGCCUCGCUGCCGCUGUCCGCCGCGCUGUUCCUCGACGCGCAGGGCGCCGCCUGGGCCGCCUGCACCACCUUCGCCGAGCACCGCGACGACGACCUGGACGACCGCGAGGAGGAGGUGGAGGUCGACGCGGAGGACUACGAGGAGGACGACGAGGAGAACGAAUACCAUGACGCCGUCGCGCGUCCGCCGCCACGGCCCGCCAGGAGACGGCACCGAUUCCCCCGUGGAGCAGUCAGGUGGACGAGCGUUAGAUCCUGGAACCAGGACAACGACGACGAGGGCUCCGGCCAGGACGACCUGGACGGCGAGGACGACGAGCACGCUGCCGAGCCGCAGGAGUACGUGUGCAUGUCCCCCGUGGCGAACCCCGUGGCCGCCGCCGCGCCGUGCGCGAAGGCGGACAAGCGAAGCGGAGGCUUCGGCCCCUCCAGCAGGCCCCGGGGAAGUCCCAAGGCCCUCGACGACGCCAACACCAUGAUGGUCACCAGGAGGAGGGAGCACGGGCGCCACAGCGAUCGCGACGACGACGGCGUCGCUGGGGCGCACAGGAACGUGCUGAUCGAGGACGGCGACGACGCCCCCGCGGCCCGCACCCUCGCCGUCCCCCGCAGCCGCACCGCCGCCCGCGCCGCCCUCCGCCCCACCGUGCACUGCGUGAGGCUGCAGUGGAGCGACCGCGAGGACGACGACGAGGAGGAGGUCGGAGAGUGUCAAAGAAACUGACAAGGCGUAGUUUGGAAUUUCGUUUCGUGUAUCAGUGUGAACGGAAGCAAUAAAAAUGUGGUUUCCAAGUGGUUCUCAA
This is a messenger RNA of Thrips palmi, 2162 nucleotides long. RefSeq lists its product as uncharacterized. NCBI's taxonomy places the organism in Eukaryota, Metazoa, Arthropoda, Insecta, Thysanoptera, Thripidae. The coding region runs from base 212 to 2083 and encodes 623 amino acids. The transcript has 8 exons. The record is from RefSeq and is a predicted model, not a curated record.